Molecule: messenger RNA, 3655 nt
Organism: Dreissena polymorpha
Lineage: Eukaryota; Metazoa; Mollusca; Bivalvia; Myida; Dreissenidae
Exons: 6
Coding region: 130-3465 (1111 amino acids)
Source: RefSeq, a predicted model, not a curated record
UAUAUAUGUUUUAACGACGUCGUCGCUAUGUUAUGUUACUAGACUACCGUUAACUCUUCAAGUUAACACUCUCAGCUAUGCGUUUAAUAACGAACAACAUGUGAUAACGUGUCAACAUAAACGUUUCAAAUGUCGACGAGGAGAAAUCCAAACGUCGACGCCUUUCUUCCCAAUAACGAUUUUAACGGGAAUGGAGGCAUAAAAGAUUCAAGUGCAAGCGGACGACAAAUCAACGGUGAACCGCUUAGCGAUGAAAUCAAUAUACGGAUCGGAUUGCGCCAAAGCGAGCGGAAAGACCCGAAUGCCUCUGAAAAAACUAACGCUUUUUGGAAAGAAGUUUUAGACGCCAAUAGCGCGGAAUUACAAGAGACUGUGCUUGCGAUUCAAGAUGAGAACAAUGCGUUGAGGAGAUGCUUACAGCUAAUGCAGGAAAACAGCAGCCUCAAGGCGGCCAAUGUUCUUGGGGCGGCGCUUUCAAUUCUGGAUGACAAAUUGCGUUACUUUGUAACAGGUAAACUUCUUACAAAUAGUCAAACGACCGUUAGGAAAGGAGAGCCAAAGAGCAUACAAAGUUCUCCUCACACGUCGGUUAAAUCGACAGGAAGCAAUAAACGCAACAGAGGGCAGAUUCCGUUAGGUCCAAAACGGAAGUCUAUUGCGACACCUGCGCAGUCUGUGGGCGGAACUAACCGACAUGUGCGGGCGGGUUCUCGCAGCUUCGGACAAUCUUUCCCAGAGAUAGAUUACAACGACAUAGCGCACUCAACGGCACGUAACCAAACACUAUUACCAGGCUCCCAACCGGAUGCUGUAUCCCCUAGUUACGGGGCGUCGUUUCGGGAGAUGAGUUACAGAGACACGGAACCUUCCAAUACGUCUAGGGUCGUAUCCAUUCCCAACUCACCGCUGGUCGUUACGAUUGAACAUAAGUCGCCCGGUUCUGAUUCUCGGAGUUAUGGAAAAUCGUUUCAAGAGAUAAACUACAGCGAUUUGGCGCAGUCACCCACGUCUAACCGUGAAUCGGUCUCAGACUCCCCUGUUGUAGUGAAAAUAAAUCGCCGCACUGUUUUUCCUGAAUCGCCAAGCUAUGGGCAAUCAUUCCGUGAGAUGACAUACAGCGACAUCGCCGACAGAAGGUCGUUCGCAGUAGCAAAUGGGUCGCCAACCGUCGGAAACAGUUGUGACACUUGUUUGAGUCCAACGCCCAAUUCUCCUAGCUACGGGAAGGCGUUUCAAAGUGUCAAUAUUAGCGAUUUAAACGACCGUUUAAGCGACUCCGUACCACAAUGGGAAGCUUCACGACAAGAACCAAUCUCCAACACCAAACGCCAACGCACGCAAAUAUCCGCUGCAAAACCGCCUAUGAAAUUUGGUCUGAACCCCAGUCCGCUCCAAAGCAGGGUCAGCGCGCGCACCGAACAACGACCGCGGUCAGCCGACAAUUCUCGACAGCAUGCGUUCAAUGGUGGGAACCAAACAAUACAGGAUUCACGUAGGAACGUUAUUGUACCCUGGGGUUCAGCUGAUGUUACGCAUUACUGUGCUAGCUGCAAGGAAAUCCUUAAGCCAUCCUGUCGGUGUAAAACGUCGAAUGGAUUUAAAACAAACGACACCUAUGCUGUAGAACAAUCGACACCUCAAAGACUCAAUUGGCGUUUCGAUGAUGCCCCAUCACAACAAGCGGAUGAAACGCUAUCUACUGUUGUCAACACGUCUUAUACCAACAGCGUUGACAACGAUGGCGUGCUAGGUGAUAACGCUGCUAAUGAACACGACUUUUCCGUUUCGGAUUACAUAGGAAACGACCCUGAGCCAAGGCAAAUUGUAGGAUAUGGCAGCAAACGAAUGGCAGAAAACGAUUUGUCUAUGACGAAGGACUCGUUAGAAAAUAGUUUUGCUAUAAAUACCAUACGAUGGGCGGAUGAGACUUCUCCGGCUCAGGCCAAUGUUCUAUCCAGCGCAUCAUACACUGCGGCAGCAGCUCACAGUGGCAGAACUGUCGUCCCUUCAUCAAGAAACGAGAGACCCGAAAACAACAAACAGCAGCCGAUCUACGAUCAACAUGACAGUGGAGUGCAUGGUACCCAAUUAGGUCCAAUACAGAAGUCUACCCAAACACCUGCGACGUCUAUGGGCGGAACCAUCAGACAUGCACAGUCGGAUUCUCCGAGCUUCGGACAAUCUUUCCCAGAGAUGGAUUUCAGCAACAUAGCGCACUCGACGGCACGUAAUCACCAAACACCGGCGAUGUCUAGGGGCGGAACUAACAGACAUGUGCAGUCGGGUUCUCCGAGCUACGGACAAUCUUUCCCAGAGAUGGAUUUCAGCAACAUAGUGCACUCGACGGCACGUAAUCACCAAAUAGUGGCACGCGGCUCCCAAACGGAUCCAAUGUCGAAACAAUUUACCCAGGUUAGAGAGUUGAAUGAGCCCGUUCCAGAAGACAGACGCGUCCCCGUGUUGACGCCGGCAAGCCAUCAAGCGCUGGGAAUGCCACAGGCCGCAUCGACGCCGGUACCCUCCCCGGGUAAUCGCGGUAAUAGUGGUGAGUCGUACUUAACUACAAACCUCUCGAGCGGUAACCUCUCUGUUAGCUCGGGUGGAGCCCAUAUGACCGUCGGGAAGGAUGUGCAGACUUCCAGUCAACCAGUGAAUAAACAUGUGGCUGACAAUGUGACCUUCAAGUCCGGUUCGAACCCACAAUAUUUGGGCACGGGCAGUGUCAUUGAAGCGGUAACAGGGAAAAGCUCAUCCUCUGACAAUUUGUCCGUGGACUGUCUUUUCACGCACGCUUCCUCGAAAAAGUCUUCCGGAAGACAAGACCAUACGGACGACUCACUAGUGCACAUAUUAGGGCUGAAGGGCGAUGGUUCUUUGGAGAAAGCAAAGUAUGUCUUCAAUCGACCUGUUGACCAACUUACGGGCUACUUGCCCCAUAUUACCUAUGACGUCAGGAACUCGAUUUCAAUACUGUGUUCGUCACGUCACCACGCUCGACUGAUAGGGGAGGUAGCGUUCCAGUUGGACAGACGAAUCCUUGAGCACGUAUUUAGUGACGUUACAAGUGGGCAUACGGCACGAGGAAGGUCAAGGUUUUACGGGUACAGCGUUGCCAAUGUGAACGAACUCAUCGAACGGGAAGACCAGGCACUCCAAAAGGAAGGAGCUCUAGGGGCUUCGCUACACCAUAAGCUGAAGGCCUUGCUAAGCGACCUAGCCUCGUUCUCGUACAACAUCCGACAUCACGGCGAGUUUACGCGGGAAAUGGUGAAUAAGUACGGUCUGCUCGUUACCACCCCUGACCCGGAAACCGUCGAGAGACUCGGCUUGAAUGACCCCGGUACUCUGCGACUUCUGAUUGGUCGAAUAUUAAGGAAGAAGGAGGAGUUUGAAGAUAUGCUUAUCAUUCUGGAUUGUCUUUGUUUUAUUGCAUAUAAGGAAAACGCUCCUUUACUCAUGUGGUAGUGCAAUCGACCGUUUUCACUUUUUUUGCGGACGAACAUCUUAAAAUACUCGCAAGUUGUUUGUUUAAUCCGUAUUAAGGACCCAUUAUUUACAAGCAAUAUAUUAGAAUAUGUUAUACUAUAUUAACUGUUGAUAAUGCUGCUGACUUUGUCUGAAUUAUGUCGCAAUUUAAUAAAUUAUGAAAUUACAA